UUACGCAUUGAUAAUCCCAGAAGGCCAGAACAGUCAUAUUGGGCCGGAUUUGGGCCACAGGGAUUCAGCCUAACUAACAAACACCUGGCCCACAUUUCCCUGGCGCUUUCGGGCGGGAAACUAAAAACUCAAUUAUCUAUUCAUAGUCCAGUGCCCAAGCCGAGUGUGUCGUCCUUACCUUUCCCUGCGCCGGCGACGAUGGAGAGGAUCUACGUGACCGUGAGGGCGCGGCCGCUCUCCCCGGAGGAAUCCAAGUGCAGCCCAUGGAAGAUCUCCGGUAGUUCUAUCCACCUCACCAACCAGCCUUCCAAGUUCGAAUUCGACAGAGUUUUUGGGGACGAAUGCAGAACUAUCGACGUCUACGAAGCUCGCACCAAGGAGAUCGUUGCUUCCGCCGUCCGCGGCUUUAAUGGCACAGUUUUUGCUUAUGGGCAAACUAACAGUGGCAAAACUUAUACUAUGCGGGGUUCAAAUUCAGAACCUGGAAUUAUCCCCCUCGCUGUGCAUGAUUUAUUCAAGAGCAUCCAAGAGGAUAUGGAUAGAGAGUUCCUUCUCCGCAUGUCUUACAUGGAGAUAUAUAAUGAGGAAAUAAAUGAUCUUCUGGUCCCAGAGCAUCGUAAAUUGCAAAUCCAUGAAAGCCUCGAGAGGGGUAUAUAUGUUGCUGGUUUAAGAGAAGAGAUUGUGACCUGUGCUGAACAAGUUCUUGAUUUGAUGGAGUUUGGUGAAUCUCAUCGCCAUAUCGGAGAGACAAACAUGAAUCUUCAUAGUAGUAGGUCUCACACUAUAUUUCGCAUGAUUAUUGAGAGUAAGGAAAGGGUGGAAGAAGAGGGCACAAUUGAUUCUUGUGAUGCAGUCCGUGUAUCAGUUCUUAAUUUGGUGGAUUUAGCUGGGUCUGAACGUGCAGCCAAGACUGGCGCAGAAGGCGUGCGAUUGAAAGAGGGUUCUCAUAUAAACAAAAGCCUAAUGACGCUUGGUACUGUCAUAAAAAAGUUAAGUGAAGGUGCAGAAAGCCAAGGCGGUCAUGUUCCUUAUAGGGACAGUAAGCUCACUCGGAUUUUACAGCCUGCACUUGGAGGAAAUGCUAACACUUCAAUCAUUUGCAACAUUACAUUGGCACAGGUUCAUGCGGACGAGACUAAAAGCAGUCUUCAGUUUGCAAGCAGAGCACUGCGUGUUACCAAUUGCGCAUGUGUUAAUGAGAUCCUAACAGAUGCAGCUUUAUUAAGACGCCAAAGGAAAGAAAUUGAAGGGUUACGAGCAAAAUUAUUGAGCUCUCACUCAGAGCAUUUGGAGGAAGAAAUACUUAACCUUCGAAACACUCUGCUACAGAGUGAGCUUGAGAAGGACAGAAUAGCAUUGGAGCUAGAAGAGGAAAAGAAAGCUAAAGCUCAUCGUGAAAAGAGAUUGCUAGAGCAAGCCAAAAAAAUUGCUAACCUUAGUUCACUGGUAUUAUGUUCUGAAAGGGAUGAUAAGAGUACAUACCUUAGUCAGAACAAAAGAAGACUAACAUGGUGCCCAGGACCUUCUCGAAAAUGUAACAAUGAGGUGCCCGUUCCAGAUUCAAUUGCUACAGAUCGCAUUAGACAUGAUUCUGAUAUUGGUUUCCAUGUCCCUUUUGAAGAAUUAAUAAAAGAAAAUAAUGUUAAUCCGGAUAACAUGAAUCAUGAUGCUAGUUUGCCUGAUAAUUCGGAGGAUGACUAUGAUUGCAAGAACUUCUUUUUUCCAGAUGCACAUGCUUUGCUGCAUGUUACAGAUAGGAAAAAAAUCCAUUCCAAAAAGCUCGGCUUGCUUUCGGCAGUAAGUGAAACUGAUGAAUGCAACCACAUUGACAUAGAAAAGAGCAUGAGUUAUCAUCGCCAGAAUGCCCUGGACUUAGAAUUUAGAAGCCCAGCAAAAAAGUUAUCUGAAUUCAGUCCUAGCCAUGGCAGCACUAUCGCCUCGAGUGGUAAAACAAGCUGCAGCGUAACUCGUGGGUGCAAAAGCUUAACUGAGAGGGAAUCAGAGGCAAUCGUUGUCAUCAAACAACUCCAGGAUCAGAUCAAGUCACUAGAAAUUGAGAAGGCUUCUAUUCAAAAAAAUUUGGACAAUGUUCUUGAGUUGGCUACUGAACAGAAUGCUUCCUUCAAGGAGAAGUAUGAAGAGCUCAAUCAAGAGCUUUUACAUGCGCAAGAGGAGGCUAGGGCAUCUUGUGAACAGCUUCAACCAGUGGUAUUAACUGAUGCAGUUAUAGGAAUUAAGUCAGAUUUAUCUGGAAAGGUUGUAACUGAAGUCCAAGACUUAGCGAUGCAGGUUGAACAUUCAAAGAAAUCUAUGGAUGAUACUGUAUCCAUAGUUAAAGAUCUAUUCAAUGAUUUCUCCAUCCUAGCUGAUGCAUUUAUGGAAUUCAGGUCAUUUGCUGAUGCAGAUGCUGCUCAGUUCAAAUCAAUAAUUGCAGGACAUAACGAAAUACAAAGAUGUACGAUGAAGAGAAAUUGUGAGCUUGAGCAAGAAAAGGACAUUCUCCACAAACAAUCUGUUGCCUAUCAGAAUCAACUGCAGGAACUUAUAUCUGAAUUGGAAAAUCAGCGGAAAGCUAUGGAUGAUCUUGGACUUCAACAUGAUCUUCAGAGGGAUGACCUCCUGUCUCAAGUCCUCAGUCUUCAAAAAGAAGUGUCAUGCUUGUCAUCCUCUUCUAUAGUAAGAGAGAAGGAAACCAUCAGAAAGGAACUUGAUAAAACCAAGGCAAAGUUGAAGGAUACAGAUUUCAAGCUUAAAAAUGCUAUUCAAGACAAGAUAAAACUAGAGAGUGAAAAGGCACAGGCUGAGCGAGAAAUCAAGCACUUGCAAAGUCAAAAUGUUGUUCUCGAACGUGAUAUUUGGAGACGUGACUCACUUGGUGCUAGGAUGCGUGACUCUAAAUCAAGUGAUUAUAACCGGCAAAAGGGUAUCAACAUGAUUGAGCAAAAUCUUCAGGAAGACCACCAAAAACUCGAGCUUCGUGUCUUUGAAAUGGAGGCUGAGAUCACUUGUUUGAAUGAGGCUUUGCUGUGUGCAUUUAAUGAAAAGGAAGAAGCCGUCUCAAGGAAUGAAUUUUUGAAUUCAGAAAUAGAGGCUCUUUCGGAGAAGUUAGGCACUGCAGGUUCUGAGAUAAAGUCAUUGAAGGAGGAGAUGGUAGCCAUGGCAGAGAGAUUGGUUGAGUCUGAAUCAGUUUUGAAAAUAACGGAGUCCUCUAUGAACUCUGUGUUAAGAGAAAAAGAAGAGAUGGGAAUACAAUUUGCAGAUGCCCUUUUAGAAAUGGAGGCAGAAAAAUCGAUAUGGUCAUCUAAAGAGAAAGCUUUGUUGGAUGCUAGUGAAAAAUUAAAAAUGCAGAAUAAUCUGACGCAGAAACUAUCUGAAAAUUUACUAGAGGCAAAGCAUGAUCUGAAGUUUUCUGAAGAACAAUGCGAGGAACUAAAGGAAAGGCUAAUCUUCGUCGAAGAAAAGGCACAGGAAGAGAAACAAAGCAGCUUGGCCAAGUCUUCUGAGAUUGAUCAACUAAGAAACGAUCUUAAGCAGUGUGCAGUUGAGAUUGUGGAACUGAAUGAAGUGAAGUCAAGAUUUGAAGCACUGUCAUCAGAACACCAACAUACUUGUGAAGAAUUACGAAAACUGCAGGAGCACGUGAGCAUCAUUUCUAGAGAAAAGGAUGAAUUAUCUUCUCUGGAAUCAGUUAUUGGUCAAGAAUUGAUAGUGAAGGCCAAAACUGAUUCAAAUGAAUUAGAAAAAAGGAUUUUGCAAAUGGAACUCAAAAUGCAUAAGGAUAACUUAAACUACAACAAAGAGAGAACAAAGCUCAGAAUGCAGCUUCGCUCAAUGCAGGCAACUUUAGAUGCUUAUCGUGGUAGAUACAAAGAGGUUGUCGAUGAAAUGGGUCUGAUGAACAAGAAAUAUGAAGAAGCAUCGACCAAGUUAAAAAAGCAACUAGCUCAAUAUGGUAAUGAAAUACUUAACUUGAAGAAGCAGUUGGUCACUAAAUAAUCUACUUUAAUUACUAUGUAUUAUAUGAUGAUUCCUGCCCUUUGUAAAUGUACAAGCCUGUAUUAUGCCUGAUGCUGUUUUUGCAUUGGAAACAACCAAUUAUUCUGUUCAUGUUGGAAAAGUUGUAAGCAAUUUAUUAUCAUAGCAAAGAAGGUUUUGGUUUGAGUUUUA
Messenger RNA from Zingiber officinale, 4167 nucleotides. Its product is annotated as kinesin-like protein KIN-7I. Lineage: Eukaryota; Viridiplantae; Streptophyta; Magnoliopsida; Zingiberales; Zingiberaceae. Bases 199 to 3996 code for a protein of 1265 amino acids. Gene Ontology annotation, molecular function: microtubule motor activity; ATP binding; microtubule binding. The transcript is spliced from 32 exons. Gene Ontology annotation, biological process: microtubule-based movement. The record is from RefSeq and is a predicted model, not a curated record.